Drosophila hydei is the source of this 1235-nucleotide messenger RNA. It is a transcript of the gene Gdap1, whose product is annotated as ganglioside-induced differentiation-associated protein 1. The record is from RefSeq and is a predicted model, not a curated record. Gene Ontology annotation, cellular component: mitochondrial outer membrane. Bases 187 to 1167 code for a protein of 326 amino acids. Gene Ontology annotation, biological process: mitochondrial fission; mitochondrial fusion. The transcript has 5 exons. NCBI's taxonomy places the organism in Eukaryota, Metazoa, Arthropoda, Insecta, Diptera, Drosophilidae.
UACUCCAUACACAGCCCCAGUCGAAAAGCGUACUUUUGGCAGUUAGUCGCUCCGUGUUGUUCCUACUGUGCAAGCCGCUUUUUCUCAGAGCUCUGAAACGGGGUCUACGGCACGCGGCUAACGGUUUUCGUUUUCGCAUAGCAUGUGAUAUAACCAAAUAAUUUGAAUUCACAAGAUUAACACAAGAUGAACAACCAGGCAAACGAAAUAGCACCUGCUGAGCCCGCACCACAGGAUUUCAAGCCACCUGUAUUUAACGAUAACAAGCUCGUGCUUUACUUUCAUCCAUACAACUUCUACUCGCAAAAAGUUUUGCUGGUGCUUUAUGAGAAAAACAUUGACUUCACACCCUACGUAGUCGAUCUGUGCAAUGGCGAACAGUAUUCCAGUUGGUUCCUAAAUCUGAAUCCGAAAGGCGAUGUGCCUGUGCUGCAGGAUGGUGCCUUCAUCAUACCCAACUCGCCGCAGAUUAUCAAUUAUGUGGAGACGAAGUUUAGAGGAGACCGUCAUCCGACGCUAAAGCCGUAUAGACCAGAUUCACUGGAUUAUGAUAGAAUGAUCACAUUUGAACGUGCCUUCACACGCCUGCCUAUUGGCGCACUCAGUCUGGGCUCCUUUAUCCACGACGAUCUUAAGUUGUCGCCCAAGGCUCCUUUCAUUGGUCCCGUGCGGCAAUCUUGCCUGAAGAACAAUGAUAAGGUAAUGGACUUACUUCGUCGAUCCAUGGACGAGGUGGACUCGAAUGGCUGCUCAAGUGCAUUGAAGCAGAAGCUAGAUAUUCAAGUGCGUCGCAGAAAUCUUGUUGCCUCACGAACAGAAUUUCAGCGCGUGCUCGAUGCCGUUCGCAAUGUGUUGCUCUUUGUUGAGCAGGAGCUAUCAAAACAAACGCCACGCAAGGAGUGGCUCACGGGUGAUGAGCUCACACUAGCUGACGUCAGUUUAGGUCUGCUGCUGCAGCGGCUUAAUCAGCUGGGCUUCGAGAACUAUUAUUGGGGCUACGGCAAGCUUCCGCAGGUGGAGGGCUUCUUUUUGAGGUUCAAGCAGCGGCCCUCGUACCACAAACUGAUGCCCAGCAGCAAUUUUGAAAUACUGAAGGAGAUGUGGAGUAUGACGCCUGCCAAUUACAAGCUGGGAGCUACCGCCGGUUUCUUGGUUGGGCACAUAUAAACACAAACAAAAGAACGCUUAAGUCUACCUGGUAACAAUGCAAGCAAGAUGCGGAAGGCAGAAACAGU